Messenger RNA from Knipowitschia caucasica, 1242 nucleotides. NCBI's taxonomy places the organism in Eukaryota, Metazoa, Chordata, Actinopteri, Gobiiformes, Gobiidae. The record is from the annotation of a GenBank genome assembly.
AUGCCAUCCCCUCACAGUCACAGGGUCCUGGUGCCCUCCCCUCACAGUCACAGGGUCCUGGUGCCAUCCCCUCACAGUCACAGGGUCCUGGUGCCAUCCCCUCACAGUCACAGGGUCCUGGUGCCCUCCCCCCUCACAGGGUCCUGGUGCCAUCCCCUCACAGUCACAGGGUCCCGGUGCCAUCCCCUCACAGUCACAGGGUCCUGGUGCCAUACCCUCACAGUCACAGGGUCCUGGUGCCAUCCCCUCACAGUCACAGGGUCCUGGUGCCAUCCCCUCACAGUCACAGGGUCCUGGUGCCAUCCCCUCACAGUCACAGGGUCCUGGUGCCAUCCCCAUCACAGUCACAGGGUCCUGGUGCCAUCCCCUCACAGUCACAGGGUCCUGGUGCCAUCCCCCUCACAGUCACAGGGUCCUGGUGCCAUCCCCAUCACAGUCACAGGGUCCUGGUGCCAUCCCCCUCACAGUCACAGGGUCCUGGUGCCCUCCCCUCACAGUCACAGGGUCCUGGUGCCAUCCCCCACAGUCAGGCACAGGCUCACAGUCACAGGGUCCUGGUGCCCCCCCGGUCCUGGUGCCCCCCCACAUCACAGGCUGGUGCCACAGUCACAGUCACAGGGUCCUGGUGCCAUCCCCCUCACAGUCACAGGGUCCUGGUGCCAUCCCCCUCACAGUCACAGGGUCCUGGUGCCAUCCCCAUCACAGUCACAGGGUCCUGGUGCCAUCCCCCUCACAGUCACAGGGUCCUGGUGCCCUCCCCUCACAGUCACAGGGUCCUGGUGCCAUCCCCCUCACAGUCACAGGGUCCUGGUGCCCUCCCCCUCACAUGGUCCUGGUGCCAUCCCCUCACAGUCACAGGGUCCUGGUGCCCUCCCCUCACAGUCACAGGGUCCUGGUGCCAUCCCCCUCACAGUCACAGGGUCCCGGUGCCAUCCCCUCACAGUCACAGGGUCCUGGUGCCCUCCCCUCACAGUCACAGGGUCCUGUUGCCAUCCCCUCACAGUCACAGGGUCCUGGUGCCAUCCCCUCACAGUCACAGGGACCUGGUGCCAUCCCCUCACAGUCACAGGGUCCUGGUGCCCUCCCCCCUCACAGGGUCCUGGUGCCAUCCCCUCACAGUCACAGGGUCCUGUUGCCAUCCCCUCACAGUCACAGGGUCCUGGUGCCAUACCCUCACAGUCACAGGGUCCCGGUGCCAUCCCCUCACAGUUACAGGGUCCUGUUGCCAUCCCCUCACAGUAA